UGUUUUGUUGACUGUUCCGUGUCGUUUUCCCGAUGAAUUGCUAGCCAGUGCGCCGUCAUUGCCUCGCUCGGAAGCGGCCAGCAGCUGGAGGGUGAGCCCCUGGACGAUGUGGUGGAUUUUUAUGUCGCUUCGCUCAUGCUAACCGGACCCUCUCCAUAUUGUCGGAAGAAGACCGCAGCGAUGCCUUUGUGUCUGUCACGUUAAGCCGAAGAGGACGAGCUGUUACCGCGACAAAGAGGAAAAGGACCUCCGCUUGCGGAGUUUUGUGAGCGGUGUACGCUUCAAGAUGGCUAUCAUGAGGCAGUUUGGGCUCUUGGUGUGGAAAAAUUAUCUUCACCAGAAACGUCAACUCCUGGUAACGCUGGUGGAGAUCAUUUUACCCCUGCUGUUCUCCGGCAUCCUCAUCGUGCUGCGUCAGAAGGUGCCUUUUAAGGACUUCCCCAAUGCCACGGUCUACCAGAGCUACUCGGUGGACAUGCUUCCCAAAAGCUUCUGGACACAUUUGCAGUUGGCGUACGUUCCGGCCAACUCCAGCGUGGUGCGGCAGGUGGCGGAGGACGUGCGACGCAACCUGGUCUUAGCUUCAGUGCACGGCUUCGAGACAGAGAAGCACUUUGAGGACUAUGUGAGAACUAACCCCCUAUCAGGAAAGUUUCUGGCCGCCGUGGUAUUUGAGAAACCCUGUUGUCACAAUGACGAGCCUCUUCCCCUUCAGGUCAGCUACCACCUGCGCUUCACUUUCACCCCUCGCAACGCCCCUCCCAAAGAGAAGUCGGAGCUGAACCCCAACAGCGACUUGGACUGGCACACGCUCAGCCUUUUCCCGCUUUUUUUACUCCCCGGCCCUCGAGAACAGUAUGACAAGGAGGGGGGCACACCUGGUUAUUUCCGAGAGGGAUUCCUGGCAGUGCAGCACGCUGUGGACAGAGCCAUUAUGCGCUCUUACAACAGAACUGCCGCCAACAAUCUACUGGCAAAGACCCAAGUGGUGCUCUCCCGCUUUCCUUACCCUGCCUUCAUAUAUGACGUCUUCAUUCUGGCUAUUCAGAACCAACUGCCCCUGUUGCUGGUGCUCAGCUUCACAUACACGUCUCUCAACAUAGUCCGAGCCGUGGUGCAGGAGAAGGAAAGGAAGCUGAAGGAGUACAUGAGAAUGAUGGGACUCAGCAACUGGCUCCACUGGACAGCUUGGUUCCUCAUGUUCUUCCUGUUCAUCUCCAUCUCAGUCUUUUUUGUCACCUUGCUCCUUUGCAUCCAGGUGAGCCCAAAUGGAGCAGUGCUGAGCUACAGCGACCCCACAUUGGUGUUUGUCUUUCUUCUUGUCUUCACUGUGGCCACCAUCAACUUCAGCUUCAUGAUCAGUGCCUUCUUUUCACGAGCCAAUGUUGCGGCAGCUGCGGGAGGAUUCACGUAUUUCAUGAGCUAUCUGCCUUAUUUGUUCCUAUGGCCACGCUACGACUUACUCAGCCAUGCCCAGAAGGUGUCGGCUUGCCUUAUCUCCAACGUGGCCAUGGCCAUGGGAGCACAGCUCAUAGGGAUGUUUGAAGGCAAAGGCACAGGGAUUCAGUGGUCAAACAUGUUCGAUUCUGUGACGGUGGAUGAUGACUUCUCGCUGGCCCAGGUGAUGGGCUUGUUGCUUUUUGACGCCGUACUCUAUGGAAUGGUGGCCUGGUACAUCGAGGCAGUUUUUCCUGGAGAGUACGGCGUGCCUCUACCAUCGUACUUCUUUGUAUUGCCUUCCUACUGGUGCAGCAGCCCUCGCAUGGCUCUGCUAAAUGAGAAAGAGGAAGAAGAGGAUGCAGAAAAGGCCCUCAAAGGGGAAUUUAUAGAGGAGGAGCCGAGCGGGAUAGUCUCCGGGGUCAAGAUUAAACACCUCGCCAAGGAGUUCAGAGUGGGCAACAAAACCCGUCAAGCUGUGCGAGAUCUCACGCUCAACAUGUUUGAGGGGCAGAUCACGGUGCUGUUAGGACACAACGGUGCUGGGAAGACCACCACACUGUCCAUGUUGACAGGUCUGUUUCCACCAACGAGUGGGAGGGCCUACAUCAACGGUUACGACAUCUGCCAGGACAUGGCGCUGAUCCGACGCAGUCUUGGACUCUGCCCACAGCACGACGUUCUGUUUGAUAAUCUGACCGUGAAAGAGCACCUGCUUUUCUAUGGACAGCUAAAAGGUUACUCCAAAGAGAAGAUUCCAGAGGAGGUGGAGAGAAUUAUUCGCAUACUUCACCUUGAAGACAAGCGGAACGCUCGCUCGAAGACUUUGUCAGGCGGCAUGAAGAGAAAACUCUCCAUCGGCAUCGCCCUCAUUGGAGACUCCAAGGUGGUGAUGUUAGACGAGCCCACAUCAGGCAUGGAUCCAUCGGCGAGACGCGCCACGUGGGAUCUUCUGCAGGGCGAGAAAAGCAGUCGCACCAUCCUGCUCACAACACACUUCAUGGACGAGGCCGAUCUGCUCGGAGACCGCAUCGCCAUCAUGGCCGGAGGAGAGCUGCAGUGCUGCGGGUCGCCACUUUUCCUAAAGAACAAAUAUGGUGCUGGCUACCACAUGGUGAUCGUAAAGGAGGCUCUCUGUAAUGUCGCCGAGAUCACACGCCUUGUUCACCUGUAUGUUCCUAAUGCCACGAUGGAGAGCAGUGCGGGGGCAGAGUUGUCUUACAUCCUCCCAAAAGAAAGCACCAACAGGUUCGAGCUUCUGUUUGCCGAGCUGGAGAUGAACAGAGAGGAGCUGGGCAUCGCCAGCUAUGGAGCAUCAGUCACCACUAUGGAGGAGGUCUUUCUCAGAGUGGGAAAACUGGUGGAUUCAAGUUUGGACAUCCAGGCAAUCCAACUGCCUGCCCUGCAGUACCAACACGAGAGGCGCUCGCACGACUGGACAACAGAUGACGCCAGCAGCAUCAGCGGCAUGACCGACGUCACAGACUUCACCGACAGCGGCACGCUCAUCUCCGAGGACUGCUCUAACAUCAAACUGAACACAGGGGUCAGACUUUACCUGCAGCAGUUUUACGCCAUGUUCCUGAAAAGGGCGCUGUACAGCUGGAGAAACUGGAAGGUGAUGGUGGCCCAGUUUCUCAUCCCUUUGGUCUUUAUCGUUGUGGCGUUAGUGGUGGCACGCACCUUGCCCGAUCACAAGAAUGCUCCUCAGCUAGGUCUAGAGCUCAGUCGUUACGGUCCAACUCGGGUCCCAGUCGCUUUGCAAACGAAGGCCGGCUCCCUGGCCUCCGACAUCGCCAGGGUGUACAGUUCGCAGCUCCCCGGGCAGCUCAGCCAGCUUGUUAACAUAACAGACUUUACUGACUACAUCCUAACUCAGGCCGAGGAAGAGGGCGGAAGUUUUAACGAGCGCUGCGUGGUGGGCGCCGCUUUCCGUGGCAGCAGCAACCUGUUUGCAGAAGCGACGGGCUACUUCAACAACGAGGGCUACCAUACGCCUGCCACGGCUCUCAUGAUGGUGGACAACGCUCUAUUUAAGCUUCUCGCCGGACCAAACGCUUCCAUCCACACAGGAAACUACCCGAUGCCACGCAACUUGUCGGAGGUCGCCCAGGGCCAGCUUAGAGAGGGAAAGACAGGCUUCAUCAUCGCCAUCAAUCUGAUGUAUGGGAUGGCCUCCUUGUCCAGCACUUUUGCGCUGCUGCUUGUCACAGAGUCGGCCAUUAAGUCUAAGCACGUGCAGAAGGUGAGCGGCGUCUACCUGUCAAACUUCUGGUUUUCCGCACUGCUGUGGGACCUGGUAAACUUCCUCUUGCCGUGCCUUCUCAUGCUGGGGGUGUUCCAGGCCUUCAGCGUGGAUGCUUUUGUCAAGGACAACCGGCUUGUGGAUGUGUUGUUUUUGCUUCUGCUGUACGGUUGGGCUGUUGUGCCUCUCAUGUACCUGCUGAGCUUCCUCUUCUCGUCUGCGGCUACCGCUUACACCCGCCUCACUAUCUUCAACAUGAUCUCUGGUACCGCCACCUUUUUAGCUGUCACCAUCAUGGAUAUACCAGAGUUACACCUGCAAAACCUGUCCCGCCUCCUGGAUAAGGUGUUCUUGAUCUUUCCCAACUAUUGUUUGGGCAUGUCCUUCUGCCAGUUUUAUCAGAACUAUGAAUUCAUCUCGUUUUGCAUGACCAGCCCAGUCACUCAGACUAUCUGCAAAUACUUAAAUAUUACAUACCAAACAAACUACUUCGACAUGUCGGCGCCAGGUGUGGGGCGCUUCUUGCUGGCUUUCUCCAUUCAAGGAGUUGUCUACAUCAUUUUGUUGUUCGUGAUCGAGUUGCAGUGUAUUCGCAAUCUACGGCGAUUGCUCUCCACUCUUUGCAGGAGUAAAAAACAGUUAUCUUUUUUAAGCAAUGGGGCACUGCUGCCAGAGGAUAGAGACGUUGCAGACGAGAGGAAGAGGGUCCUGGAGUGCCAGCCGAUGGUGGAGUCGAUGGUCGGGAGUCCUCUCAUUCUGCAAGAACUCAGCAAGGUGUACAGCAGCGGACAGACGCUACUCGCUGUGGACCGCCUUUCACUGGCCGUGGGGAAAGGAGAGUGUUUUGGCCUGCUGGGCUUUAACGGUGCUGGAAAAACCACCACCUUCAAGAUGCUGACUGGUGAUGAAAGUGUUACCUGCGGGGACGCCUACAUCGAUGGCUACAGCAUCUUAAGAGACAUCAAAAAGGUGCAACAGCGUAUUGGAUACUGCCCUCAGUUCGACGCCGUGUUGGAUCACAUGACGGGGAGAGAAACCCUGAGCAUGUACGCCAGGCUUCGAGGAAUACCCGAGAAGUACGUGUCGGGCUGCGUGGAGAACGUCCUCAGGUCGCUCCUGCUAGAGCCGCACGCCGAUAAACUAGUGCGCAGCUACAGUGGUGGCAACAAGCGGAAGUUGAGUGCUGGCAUGGCUCUCAUCGGUGGACCUCCAGUCAUCUUCUUGGAUGAACCCUCCACCGGGAUGGAUCCUGUGGCCAGGAGGCUGCUGUGGGACGCUGUGACGCGCACAAGGGAGUCCGGCAAGGCUAUUAUUAUAACAUCCCACAGCAUGGAGGAGUGUGAAGCCCUUUGCACCAGGCUGGCUGUGAUGGUCAACGGGCAGUUCAAGUGCCUUGGGAGUCCGCAGCACCUGAAAAGUAAAUAUGGCAGCGGCUACACCCUAUUGGCUAAAGUCCAUAUCGAGGCCGAGUUGGAGGACAGCGACCUGCAGCUUUUUAAAGACUUCAUCCAAAGCACCUUCCCAGGAAGCCAACUGAAGGACGAACACCAGGGAAUGGUUCACUAUCAUUUGACUGACAAAACACUGACCUGGGCCCAGGUAUUUGGCACUCUGGAGGCCGCCAAAGACAAGUACAGCAUAGAGGACUACUGCGUGAGCCAGAUCUCACUGGAGCAGGUUUUCCUCAGCUUUGCUCAGCUCCAACACUGCACCGAGAGCAGGAAAAAAUAGGCGACACGUUCUGCAACAACCGGUGAACCUUCCUCUUCUUUCUGCGCCUGUGUGUACAUAGGUGAGUAUAUGGACUUUAAAUUCCACUUCAGCUUGUGUCGCAUAUCAUGGAUACGCUGCACCUUUUUUUUAAAAUGAUUUUUUUGUUUUUAAUAUUGCAAGAUCAAUGCUACUGAGUUUGCGUCCGACUGUAUUUGUUAUUUAUGUACCCCUAUUUUAUGACUUGAUCGCAUUUCACCAAAAGAGAGACGAACCACUGAGUUUUGAUGUGAUAUCAUGUGAUUGUUGCACACCUCAAAGCCUUAUCUAACAUGUGAGGGUGGUUGUUUUUAUUUGAACUUUAUAGCCCUCAUUUCAAACCUCUAAUCUAUGUUGUUCGCAAGGUGUACUUCAGGUGAGGAGUUCAUGGUACACCCGCUUUUAAGGUCAAAAUGCAUGCUUAAGAGUGCAUGACAGUAAGUCUUCGUCUACCACACGUCAUUAAAUCCUUGUGAAUUUCAUCUGUCCGAAAAACAACAUUGUCACGGCUUUUGGGACACACAUUGAACAUAAUGUACGUGACAACACUUCAGCUUCUAAAGUAGACCAACAUAGAUCUUUUAUGUGCUUCAAUGCCUCGCUACGUACGAAAUGCAAAAUAGAUGCCUUGGUCCGUCGACAAAAAGCCCAUUCCAUCUUUUUAAACCUCGUUCAGGUCAUUCCUAAAAAGCCUUUGCACUUCUUAAUACGAAGAUAAGAAAUCAUAUCCGUCUAGCUUUUACCCCUGCUAUCACUGAGUCAUCCUAAACUGUGGUGAAUUAUCAACGCAGGGUGUUGAUAUAAAAUGAAUGUAUUCAUGAAGCAAAAAAAACA
Molecule: messenger RNA, 6265 nt
Organism: Nerophis ophidion (straightnose pipefish)
Lineage: Eukaryota; Metazoa; Chordata; Actinopteri; Syngnathiformes; Syngnathidae
Gene: abca3b
Product: ATP-binding cassette, sub-family A (ABC1), member 3b
Exons: 31
Coding region: 287-5413 (1708 amino acids)
Biological process (GO): lipid transport; transmembrane transport
Cellular component (GO): intracellular membrane-bounded organelle; membrane
Molecular function (GO): lipid carrier activity; ATP hydrolysis activity; ATP binding
Source: RefSeq, a predicted model, not a curated record